This is a messenger RNA of Rotaria sp. Silwood2, 1302 nucleotides long. The record is from the annotation of a GenBank genome assembly. Lineage: Eukaryota; Metazoa; Rotifera; Eurotatoria; Philodinida; Philodinidae.
AUGAAUCAAAAUAAGAUACGUCAUCGUAAACGACUUUCACAUCGUCAAUAUAACCUUAAGAUUAACAAAAACAAUAUAAGAGAUGAAUUAUUUUCUAUAUAUAACAGUCAACAACCAGAACAUCAUACUAAUUAUAUACAGAAAAAAUCUGACGGGUUAAUAUGUAGCAUUUGUGACGGAUCAGCACAUGGUUAUAAUUUCGAUGUUAUUUCAUGUGAAUCAUGUAAAGCAUUUUUUCGACGAAAUGCUUUAAGAUCUGAUGAAAAACUUGUAUGUCGAGCUAAUGAUGGUCAAUGUGUUAUAACAGUGUCAACACGGAAAAGAUGCAAAGCAUGUCGAUUAACAAAAUGUUUUGAAAAAGGUAUGCGAGCAGAUUGGAUAUUAACAGAUGACGAACGUAUUAAAAAAAAGGAGAAAAUUGAAGAAAAUCGUCGUCUUCGUCAAACACUUAUGUCAAAUUCAUUCGAAUCAGAUGAGGCAUCAUAUAUUCCAUUGAAAAAUGAACAGUUGGAAAAUGACGAUGUAAAACUUUCUCCUUUGUUAUUGUCAAUAUUAUUAUCAUCAAAAGAUUUAAAUCAAACCCAACAAAUUCAACAAGCAUAUAUAGAUUCUGUUCGUUUAACAUCAUUACCACCAUCAAUACCAUCAUAUCCACAUACAGCACGAAUAGAGGCUACAUGGGAUAUGUUAAAUUUUCCAGCAAAUAUACAGGCAUCACGUCUUAUUAGUUAUUUUAAACUUAUACCAGAAUUUUCAUCUUUAAAUGAAAAUGAUAAAAUGAUAUUAAUUAAAUAUAAUACAUUUACAUUAGUAUUUAUACGUUUAGCAUUAAACUAUGAUCCAUUAACUGAUUGUUAUCAUGAACAUAAUACAGAUGAUUGUGUAUUUUCUGGUCGAGAUUUUAUUCAAUGUUUUAGUUUACAUCAAUAUGUGCAAAUAACACGUUCUAUUGUUCGAUUAUUAAAUGCAUCACAAAAUGAUCGUCUUAUAAUACAAAUAUUAUUAAUAAUUAUGUUAUUUUCAAAAGGUUCAUCAAUUUUUACAUAUAUAGAUGAAGCUGAACCAAUAGUACAAGAUAUAUUAUCUAUAUAUCAUGUACAAAAUAUUUUCAUUGACUUAUUAUGGAAAUAUUGUGAAAUAAAAUAUGGUUUUACAAGAACAAUUCAUAUUUGGUUAAAACUUGUUACAUCUUCAAUAGAAACACAUUUACAAGCAUAUCAUAUUCGAUUGAAUUAUAUUAAAAAUGAGUUUAUUGCAGAUUACCUUGUACCACUUAUGAAAUCAGUUACAUUAAUCGUCUAG